Messenger RNA from Arachis ipaensis, 2437 nucleotides. RefSeq lists its product as uncharacterized. NCBI's taxonomy places the organism in Eukaryota, Viridiplantae, Streptophyta, Magnoliopsida, Fabales, Fabaceae. The record is from RefSeq and is a predicted model, not a curated record.
ACCAAUGAUAAUUGGAUCCGAACAGCACGGCUCCCAAUAGUGUUCUGCAGCCGUCAGAGGUGUCAUGGCAGCAGCCUUCCGGUGGAGAAGCCUUGCUACGGAAGCUGAGGCAAUGUUGACGAAGGAAUUUGAUUGAAAACCUUCACACCCAUGGCAAAGAAUGGCACAGGCAGUUAUUAAUUAUUAGUUUAUUACCACUUCGUAAUGUAUCUGGUCCUGGUUCAUGACCUUUCCUUUUAGAAAGACAGAGAAUGUGCUAUUAACCUUUACGUAUUCUUCUUCGCAUAUAUUAUUUUGUAAUCUUAAUAUAAAAGAAAAGCAUAUGCUAACCUUAACUACUAUCUAUACCAUUGGAUGGAUUCCAAAACAAAUGUAUAAUUUAAAGAUAAUUCUUGUUUGCAUUGUUUUGUAAGCUAAAAUCUCAUGCAUAAUGUAUGAUUCAUGGAACUAGCAUGAGUCUAAAGAGUCCAUUGAAAAAUUUCACCUUGAUCAGUUAGAAGAAUUGCAGCAAAUUUGUGGAUCAAAUACAAAGCCUGCCAUGGGAAAUGAUCAUAGUAGUUGCAGGGCUCAAGGAGCAGCCCUACAAAAUCGAAUAGAUUGGCUUCAGAGGUUAGUUAAUGAAAGAUCUCAGCAGAUCAAUACCUUGGAGUCCAUGCUGGGAAAUGUUAGGCAACAGUUAGCUCUCUCUGAUGAUAAGGUUCGCCAGUUGGAAGCCGAGUUAAGCAAGACGAAGCUGACCGCUGCAAAUGGAACAAAGAAAGUAGAAGAACUUGAACAAGAAACAAGAAGACUAAGGAGAGAACUUGAGAGUGAAAAGGCGAACGGAAAGCAACUGAGCGAUCAGCUGCUUUCAACUGCUACUUUGUUGUUGGGGCUACAAGUGGAAAUAAGACAACUUUCUAAUGAUGCCGUAACAAGAGAAAAAGAACUACAAGAAGCAACUAUAAAGCUUCAGGAAUUGGACAGAGAAAACUGUUUGCUCGUCGAAACCUUGAGGUCCAAGCUGGAUCAUACUAAACAAAUAUUAGAUGCUUCGAAUAAUAGGGUUCGCCAGUUGGAAACGCAAAUACAUGAAGAGAAACUAACCAUAGAAAAUGGAAUGAAGAAAAUAGAAGAACUUGAAGAUGAAGCAAGAAUAUUAAGGGAAGAGCUUGAGAGCGAAAAGGCAGUGCGAGAAGAAGUAUGGAAUAAAGCUUCUGUUCUUGAGCUUGAGAAAGGUGAGACAAUGAGAGAUCUUGAUUCUGAGAGGCAGAGGUUAAGAGGAGUCAACGAAAGACUUAUGCUUCACGAAACACAACUACAAGCCCUUGAUUCCACUACUGAGUUGAUACAAAUGUUGUUUACUAAUCAAUUAAAGACUAUGCAGAGUACUCUUGAAGAUGAAGAGAACUUUGAGAGUACUUUUGUAGAUAUGGAUGGAGAAAUAUCAUGCAAAGAAAAAGAAGUUGAUAAUGUUGGCGCGGAAGCUAUGGUGGAGGGAAAUGGCAGAGGUACUGAGCAGGGUCUUGAGAUUGAGUGUUGCGCAAGUCAUGACGAAGAGAAUAUUGAUUUGGAGAAAAUAUCUUGUCCGGACUGUGACAAUAGGCAGUUUGAUGAUGAAAUUGAUGUCAAUACACAAGAAACUGAGUAUGCUCAAACACCUGAUCAUGAAGCCUUACCUCACUUGCCAUCUUAUAGCAGCAUCGAAAAAACUGUUGAGGAUAGCCAAUGUGGACGCAAAAUCAGAACGGCUGAUCUUUUAUUUUCUCAAGGUUGUGGCUGCGCAUUGAAUGAUUCGAAUGUUUCGGAGAUUGAGAGUCAGAGAAAUCCUUCUAGUGCUGCUGCCGGCGAAGGCAAUGAACGGCAAGUAUUGUUGCUUCUCAAUUGAGGGAGUAAUUUGGAAUGUCUGCAUAUAUAUGAUGAAAAAACUCGGUAUAAUGUAUUUGAUAUUGUCAUGUAUAUUUUCUGAUUAGUCUCUUGCUAUUCUCACCCUAUGGAAUUUUUUAUGGGUUCUCUGAAAUUGUAUUUUGGGCCUAAAUGUCAGGUCAAAACUCUUUUUUGGGGUGUAUCCAACAUCUUUUCUGGUGAGUUGAAGUUGUUCGAGUUCUUUGUAAGUAAAGAUGCAGGUGGUACUUGUGGAUACUUAAGUUAGUAAGGAUUUUAAGCUGGUUUUAUGUAGAUUAGAGUUCGAAAAAUAUCUGAGGAUAUCAGGGUAUUUAUAAGUGUAGAUAUAGAAUCAAUAAUCAUCUUUAGAGUAAUUUUACUUUUGAUGGUGGGUUUGUGCUUCUUUUUGUUAGGAAGAUUAUUGAUAUCUCCUUUUUAGAUGAGUAAGAGAUAUUGUAAGGGUUAGUUGCCUAUUUAAAUAAAUAGGGUUAUAUGUUCAUGUUGCUAUGUCCGACCUCACAGAAAUCGAGUAGAUAGUAAUGUAAAUUUAAACAUUGAUAUUGUAGAGUAUUGA